UUCAUUUUCCUCUUUCCAAAUGCAACUAAUUUAGCUCACUAAAGUGGAAAUUAUUGUCAUUAAGUUUCAAUCAAAAUUUUCAGAAGAAAAGCUUUUGUUCGUGUUGUAGGUAGAGAUGCAAGUCUUCUUGCUUCAAUAUCUGCGGGCCAUCGUAGAUGAUUGCAUUAACUUUGACAACCCAACUAAAAUUUCACUUAUUCAAUGUUUAGGAUUAAAAAAAUUGAGAGAGAGAGCGCACAAAUUAAAUAUCUAACAGAAAAAUAAUCCCCGCGUAAAAUUUAAGCAUUAUUAAUCAACCAAACGACCCUUUAGAUUGACCUUUACGGCGUCGUUAUUGUCCACCUUCUCCGCAAUUCUCAUAUUCUUUAAUUGGAAUCAAUUUCUUUGUGCAAUUUACUUGGAUAUUUUGCUUAAACCCAAGUCUCUGCAGCAGAGGUGUUGAAUUAAGAAGAAUUAUUGACAGAUAGAUAGUCCAAAUUUGAGGGAUUCUAAGUUUUUCACCAUCAGUGUCUUUGGUUAGCGACAACCACUUUCAAUCACAGCACUGAUUCAGCAUCUUGAACUGUGAGCUAUGGCCUCAACCUUGGAAAAUGAAGCUAAUUCCCUCAAAAAUGUGUUCAUUCUAUCGGGGCAGAGUAACAUGGCUGGUCGCGGUGGAGUAGAAAAGCAUCACUGGGACGGCGUUGUACCAAACGAGUGCUCUCCUGAUGCUUCUAGAAUCUUCCGUCUCAGUGCACACCUCCACUGGGAGGUGGCACGUGAGCCACUCCACCAUGACAUUGAUUCCAAAAAGACCUGUGGUGUUGGACCUGGAAUGUCAUUUGCAAACGCGAUCAAGGACCGUGUGGAAGCUAUUGGGUUAGUGCCAUGUGCUGUAGGAGGAACCGCGAUAAAGGAGUGGGCCCAUGGGGAGCAUUUGUAUGUGAAUAUGGUCAAGAGAGCUAGAGCAGCCAUGCAUCAUGGUGGAGAAAUCAAGGCGUUGCUUUGGUAUCAAGGAGAGAGUGAUACAUUAUCUCAGCAUUGUGCUGAGACCUAUAAGGCUAAUAUGGAGAAGUUAAUACAUAAUGUUCGUGCUGAUUUGCAUUUGCCAUCUCUGCCAAUUAUUCAGGUUGCAAUUGCAUCAGGAGAUGAGAAGUAUAUUGAAAAGAUUCGAGAAGCGCAAAAGGCGAUUGAUCUUCCAAAAGUUGUAUGUGUUGACGCCAUGGGAUUACAGCUUAAGGAAGAUAAUCUCCAUUUAACCACAGAGGCUCAAGUUAAAUUAGGCCAAAUGUUGGCUGAUGCAUACCUUACCCAUUUUGCGCCACAAGAACCUUGUGUUGCUUCAUCUUGAGAAAUUUGCUAUACUCUGUGUGUGUAAGCUUGAAAGAUAUAUAAUAAUCCUGGCUUAUGAACAUAACGAGAGUGCUCAUAUAACUAAAAUGAAGUAUAUUAUUUUGAAGUAAGUUGACUCA
This is a messenger RNA of Lycium ferocissimum, 1451 nucleotides long. RefSeq names its product probable carbohydrate esterase At4g34215. Bases 572 to 1330 code for a protein of 252 amino acids. Lineage: Eukaryota; Viridiplantae; Streptophyta; Magnoliopsida; Solanales; Solanaceae. The record is from RefSeq and is a predicted model, not a curated record. The transcript has 3 exons.